Strongyloides ratti is the source of this 345-nucleotide messenger RNA. RefSeq lists its product as hypothetical. The transcript has 2 exons. The record is from RefSeq and is a predicted model, not a curated record. The coding region runs from base 1 to 345 and encodes 114 amino acids. NCBI's taxonomy places the organism in Eukaryota, Metazoa, Nematoda, Chromadorea, Rhabditida, Strongyloididae.
AUGCCAUUGUUUUGUGCUGGAGAAGAUGAAUUUGAGGAACAUUGCCAAGAAUGUGGUUCAACUAAUAUUGAAACUAUUUAUAAUGUUGUUCAUCUUUAUUUAAUAACAGGUUUAAUGUUGUGUUGUUGUUCGGGAUUUCCACUUUCAAGAAUGUUUAGAUUACGUAUAUGCCGAAAUUGUGAAAUGAAAAAAUUAUCUGACACUUUGAUUGACCGACGUAUGGAGAUGGAAAUUAAGCCACUUCAUACAUAUGUACCUCCAUUAACAAUUAAUCAACAGUUGGCUGUUCUAGCAAAAUUAGAGGAUGAUGAGAUAAAUGAAAAGGUUCAAAUACCAUUAAAAUAA